AUGAAGGAGGACCGGAAUGCUCUUUACGAUCCGGCAUCGUCUACAAACCUUGAGGGCUCAUGGCACCAAAGAAUGAUGAUGUCGCGAGUGAUAGGCAACGACAUCAAGGGAGGAGAAAUGGACAUCGCACAGGGCUUUUGGGAUCUGGAGGAGUGUGAUCCAAAUACAUGCGGGGCCGUUGAGAUGGCUUGUCCU
Molecule: messenger RNA, 195 nt
Organism: Acaulospora colombiana
Lineage: Eukaryota; Fungi; Glomeromycota; Glomeromycetes; Diversisporales; Acaulosporaceae
Source: the annotation of a GenBank genome assembly